Amphibalanus amphitrite is the source of this 2511-nucleotide messenger RNA. RefSeq names its product phosphatidylinositol 3-kinase regulatory subunit gamma-like. Gene Ontology annotation, biological process: insulin receptor signaling pathway; phosphatidylinositol phosphate biosynthetic process. NCBI's taxonomy places the organism in Eukaryota, Metazoa, Arthropoda, Thecostraca, Balanomorpha, Balanidae. Gene Ontology annotation, cellular component: phosphatidylinositol 3-kinase complex. Gene Ontology annotation, molecular function: 1-phosphatidylinositol-3-kinase regulator activity. The transcript has 4 exons. The coding region runs from base 265 to 1548 and encodes 427 amino acids. The record is from RefSeq and is a predicted model, not a curated record.
GAUAGCGGCAGGGACAGGCUCUGUGCUGAACGCCGGCUCCUUCCUCUGUGGGUGGAAGUGCCGCGAUAAGAAAUGUGGCCACAGAGACAUGGCAAGCUUUAUCAGACGAGAUGCUACUGCCGAGUGUUGUGCCUGUGUCGGUGCUGUGGAAAAAGCGUGGCUAAAGGGUGCAUACCUGCUGCAUAGCCGGACCGGGUUUAGCAGGUAGAUCUGAUCCUGCAGUAGUUGAACGCCUGCUGCUGUUCGCUCUUAGCAUUUCGAACGAUGAGCUACGAGUGGGCGGGUCCCGGCAUAACCGGAAGAUAUGGACCACCGCCGGCACUCCCUCCCCGACCGAGCCGAGAAGUGGCCCCGCGUCCCAGCCGCGACCCACCACCAGUUCCGCGUCCGCGCCGAGAACUCAGCCCCGAGCCAGAGCCUGAGUGGUACUGGGGCAACAUCAGUCGCGAGGAGGCCUCCGAGAAGCUCAACGGCCAGCCGGACGGCACGUUCCUGGUGCGGGACUCUCAGACGGCCAGCGGCGAGUACACGCUCUGUCUGCGCAAGGGCGGCAACAACCGGCUCAUCCGCAUCUGCUCUAAAUACGGCAGGUUCGGUUUCUCGGAGCCGUACCAGUUCGACUCGAUGGCGAGUCUGAUCGACUACUACCGACGAGAGAGUCUACGGGAGUACAACCCCCAGCUGAAUGUGCGGCUCGAGAGGCCGCUGGUGGAGCCACGACCGAUUGGUGACGGCCACACCAUCUCCAGUCUGGUGGAGCAGUUGCGAGGCAUGCGCGACGCUUACGACGAGGUGACGGCCGAGCUGGAGCUGCUGGAACGGCGCAGCGACACGCGCUCGUUUGCUAUCGCUAACCAUAAGAAGGCUCAGGAGGCCUACGCUGAGGUGCUGCUCAUGUUUAACGAGCAGGUGCACAUAGCGAAGAAUAUCCGGCCAGAGCUCCACGAGCGAGACCAAGUGCAGGAGAACCGGCGUCACCUGGAGCUGCAGCGGGAGCGGGUGCAGCAGCUGCAGCACCAGAUGGGACAGGAGCUGCACGGCUGGGUGACGUCCCUGCGCUCCACCGAACGCGACCUGGGCGCCGUCCACCAGCAGGAGCGCCAGAUGAUGCAGGACAUCCGAGACGUGGAGCGGCAGCUGCAGCGGCGAGGAGUCAGCUACGCCCAGCAGGAGACGCUGCUGGCAGGCCGCGGCUCUGAGCCGGCCAGUGGCCAGGGCGAGCCCCUCUCCGAACAGCAGGACCGCUGGCUGCUCGAGCGCUGCAACCGCGAUGGCGCCCAGGCCUUGCUUCGCGACAAACCGGACGGCACGUUUCUGAUCCGCCGGCGCAGUGACCGGCCAGAUAUGUUCGUGCUGUCCAUCUGUGCGCAAGGUCGCGUGGAGCACUGUCCCAUCUUCUGGGGGGAGCGAGGUUACGGUUUCUCACAGCCGUACGCCUUUCAUUCGAGUCUCGGAUCGCUGGUGGAUUACUACCACGAGGAGGGAGACCUGAGCGACUUCAACUCGGUGCUGCCCAAGAGACUGGUGUACCCGGCGCUGGGUGCAUGACUGCGGCGUAAAGCAUCAGCUGGCUGUGCUCUCACUGAUGUAUUUUGUGUGUGAUAAAAACGAGCAUUCAGGUAUGUUUUGCCGGUCCCGUAGCUCAGUUGGUUAGAGCGUUGGACUCCGCGUGGUGAGAGCACGCGUUCCCGGUUAUGACAGUCCGGGUUCGAAGCGCGACGGGCGCUCGACAUUUAUGGGCCUCCUGACAGGUAUGGUUGCGGUUGGUGGCAGGCCGUAGCCAGGUGAAGUCAGCGAGGGGACCGGCCGUGCGCGGCUUUGUGCGCACGUUAAACUUUGGACUCUAAAUUCUGCCAUAGAAUCGGAAUUGCGCGAUCGGAGGGUAGAGGGCAGGGUCAUCGCAACAAGCUUCGCUUAGCGGUGGCUCUGUCCUUGUGAAUCCUUCCCAUCAAAAGGUUCGGACUAAAUUUAUAAAAAAAAAAGUUUUAUUUCUUUUUGUACUUACGCUGAGAGUCGAACGCUACAUAUAGAGCUUGUACUGCACCUUUUCCAGAUCACACAUAUAGCUGCGCCAUUUCGUUGUCAUAAGUGUUUUCGUUUUCAGUAAUGUACGAUGUGAUAUACACGUAAAUGCUAGGUAAGUGAUAUAUCGCUUAACACGAAUACUAAGCACGCUUACUCUGCUUUUGUUUCUUGUUCGUCAGCCUUAAUUAUCCGGAGACUGAACAGCACAUUUUCUUAUUUGUUCACAGGGUGAUCGCAGAUCAACAAUGUGUUGCCAAGAAAAGCUAUGUCAUGUUAUGCUGAGACCACUGCCACGUCAACCACAUGAUGUUAAAAAGUCAAGCAUAUCAAAUUUUCUAAAUAGUACGGUGUUCCUGUUUGACGCCGAUGUUAUGUUGUUGGAUUUCGCGACUUAAUUCCACUUUUUUGCUGGCCUCCAUUUUGCAUGGAUAGUUAUUUUAUACGUGCUGUGCAUUAUAUUGCUGCAAUAAAAGGCUACAAGAACGA